ACUUCCCCUCAUGAUUUUCUUGUUUCUGCUUCAGUUAUGUGACGUUGUCCAUCAUUACAGUACAAACAGAGCUUUUUUCUGGACGUAAGUCACAAUGAAAACCAGAUUCACCACUGUGGACAUCAGGGCGGCCAUAGCAGAGAUCAAUGCCAACUACAUUGGCAUGAGAGUGAAUAACGUGUAUGACAUCGACAAUAAGACCUAUCUCAUCCGUCUUCAGAAGCCGGACAGCAAAGCUGUUCUCCUGAUAGAGUCUGGGACCCGUUUUCACUCUACAGACUUUGAAUGGCCCAAGAACAUGAUGCCUUCGGGCUUUGCUAUGAAAUGUCGAAAACAUCUGAAAAGCCGGCGGCUGACCCAGGUUAAGCAGCUGGGAAUCGACAGGAUAGUUGACAUCCAGUUCGGCUCGGAUGAGGCCGCCUACCACCUCAUCGUUGAACUCUACGACCGGGGCAACAUCAUCCUGGCUGACCAUGAGUACACCAUCCUGAAUCUGCUGAGGUUCCGUACAGCGGAGGCAGAAGAUGUGAAGAUAGCAGUGAGGGAGCGGUACCCCGUGGAGAGCGCCAGGCCCCCAGAGCCCCUCAUCACUUUGGAGCGGCUCUCAGAAAUCUUAAGCAAAGCCCAACAUGGAGAGCAGGUGAAAAGAGUCCUGAACCCACAUCUGCCCUACGGAGCCACUCUGAUAGAACACAGUUUGAUCGAAGCAGGACUGCCGGGAUCUUUAAAAACUGACAGUCAAGCUGAUGUUGCUGAAGUUGCUCCUAAAAUCCUGGAAGCCUUGCAGCUAGCUGAAACAUACUUGGAAAAAACGGAGAGAUUCAGUGGCAAAGGUUAUAUCAUUCAGAAGAGCGAGAAGAAACCAAGUUUGACUCCAGACAAACCCAGCGAAGACCUCCUGACGUACGAUGAGUUCCACCCGUUCCUCUUCGCCCAGCACACAAAGAGCCCUCAUCUGGAGUUUGACACCUUCAACAAGGCAGUGGAUGAGUUCUUCUCCAAGAUGGAGAGCCAGAAGAUUGACAUGAAAGCCUUGCAGCAGGAGAAGCAGGCUCUGAAGAAGUUGGAAAAUGUGAAGAAGGACCAUGAGCAGAGGCUGGAGGCCCUGCACCAAGCACAGGAGGUGGACAGAAUAAAGGGCGAGCUCGUGGAGAUGAACUUGCCUGUGGUGGAGAGGGCGCUGCAGGUGGUGCGCAGCGCGCUCGCCAACCAGGUGGACUGGACUGAGAUCGGCGUCAUAGUGAAGGAAGCCCAAGCGUCCGGGGACCCCGUGGCCUGCGCCAUCAAGGAGCUGAAGCUGCAGACCAACCACAUCACCAUGCUGCUGAAAAACCCCUACAUCUCUGACGAAGAACAGGAUGAGGAGGAGAAGGUGAAGGUGGUGGAGGAGAAGGGAAAGAAAGGCAAAAAAGACAAAGGUCAGAACAAGAAGCCGCAGAGGAACAAGCCGAUGUUGGUGGACGUGGAUCUGGGGCUGUCGGCUUACGCCAACGCUAAAAGGUACUAUGACCACAAACGCAGCGCGGAGAAAAAGGAACAGAAAACCAUAGAAGCUGCAGGCAAGGCCAUGAAAUCUGCAGAGAGAAAAACACAUCAGACCCUGAAAGAGGUGCAGACGGUGACCACCAUUCAGAAAGCCCGGAAGGUCUAUUGGUUUGAGAAGUUCCUGUGGUUCAUCAGCUCUGAGAACUAUCUGGUCAUUGCUGGCAGGGACCAGCAGCAGAACGAGAUGAUCGUUAAACGCUACCUUCGCGCAGGUGAUAUCUAUGUCCACGCGGAUCUACAUGGAGCAACUAGCUGCGUCAUCAAGAACCCCUCAGGGGAUCCCGUUCCUCCCCGCACUCUGACAGAGGCUGGCACCAUGGCUGUGUGCUACAGCGCUGCUUGGGACGCCAAGAUUAUCACCAGUGCCUGGUGGGUCCACCACCAUCAGGUGUCUAAGACCGCUCCCACUGGAGAGUAUCUGACUACUGGGAGUUUCAUGAUCAGAGGGAAGAAAAACUUCCUCCCGCCCUCCUACCUGAUCAUGGGCUUCGGUUUCCUUUUUAAGGUGGAUGAGCAGAGUGUGUUUCGGCACCGCGGGGAACGGAAGGUGAAAACUGUGGAGGAGGACCUGGAGGAGGUCACAUCAAGAACUGCUGAUCUGUUAGAGGAGGGAGAGGAGCUGAUCGGAGACGACAGCAGUAAUGAAGAUCAAGGCGAAGGGAAAGCAGGAGAGACCAAAGAGGACGACGAUGAAGGUAAAACGGGAAGCGCUGCAGAGACGGACGGCGGCGGGACGGCGGCGGAGCCGAGCAGCAUGGAGGACGGUAACGAUGGAGACAGCGGCGUGGAAGACGAGGCAAAGAGCGACGAGUUCAGCUUUCCGGACACCACCAUCUCACUCCCUCACUUACAGCCAAACAGGACUGCUCCCAAUCCUGGGUUUAAAAAAGAAACCUCUACUCAGGCUGAGAUGGAUUCACAAGCAAAGAAACACAUGAGUGCCAAACAGAGAAGAGAAGAGAAGAAGAAGAAGCAGAAACUGGAGGGCUCCGACACCGAGGAGAAGACAGAGACUCCAGCUGUCGGUCCGGGGUCUAAAAAUGGAGGAGGACCUUCUCAGCAACCUCUAAAGAGAGGCCAGAAGAACAAACUGAAGAAGAUCAAAGAGAAGUACAAGGACCAGGAUGAAGAGGACAGGGAGCUGAUGAUGCAGCUGCUUGGGUCAGCCAGAUCCACCAAGGAGGAAAAGGAAAAAGGCAAGAAAGGGAAGAAAGGGAAAGGAAAAGAGGAGCUGGUGAGGAAGCCCGUUUCACAGAAACAGCAGCAGAAACGUCCAGAUGCGGCGCCCGGCGAGAGGAAACCGGAGGGACCGGCAGGAGAGGAAGAGGAGGAGGAGGGGAAGGAGAAGCCAUCUGGAGAUCAGCAGGAGGAGAAGGAAGACGAUGUGGAUCCGGAUAACCCCGGAGCAGAGGAAGCAGAGAACCUGCUGACGUCUCUGAGCGGCCAGCCUCACCCUGAAGACGUGCUGCUGUUCGCCGUCCCGGUCUGCGCUCCCUACACGGCCCUGUCCAGCUACAAACACAAGGUGAAGCUGACCCCGGGUUCUCAGAAGAAAGGAAAAGCUGCUCGAACUGCGCUGCUCAGCUUUAUUAAAGCUAAAGACGCCUCGGCCAGAGAGAAGGACCUGUUCCGCAGCGUUAAGGACGGGGACCUUUCCAGAAACAUGCCGGGGAAGGUAAAGGUGUCGGCUCCAAACCUUCUGGCCGCCAAGAAGAAAUGAUCAGCAGAUCCAGACCGGCCAAGUUCUGUUUUCACUGGUGGAAUAAGAGUUUGUUUUCUU
Messenger RNA from Cyprinodon variegatus (sheepshead minnow), 3325 nucleotides. It is a transcript of the gene nemf, whose product is annotated as nuclear export mediator factor. Gene Ontology annotation, cellular component: RQC complex. Gene Ontology annotation, molecular function: tRNA binding; ribosomal large subunit binding. NCBI's taxonomy places the organism in Eukaryota, Metazoa, Chordata, Actinopteri, Cyprinodontiformes, Cyprinodontidae. Gene Ontology annotation, biological process: rescue of stalled cytosolic ribosome; ribosome-associated ubiquitin-dependent protein catabolic process. The transcript has 32 exons. The coding region runs from base 95 to 3265 and encodes 1056 amino acids. The record is from RefSeq and is a predicted model, not a curated record.